AUGCCAUCGACGACCCGUUCCCAGAUCGAUCCAUCGCGCGCGGAGAUCUUCUUAAGAGAAGCCUCCAACGCGGACACGUUCGACGCCGCACCGUUACGAAGAUGCUCCGACCCAUCGUUCCCAGCACCCGGGAAGUUUCAAUGCGAACUCACCGUGACUGCAGAGUUGACGAAUCGUUUCGGAACUCUACACGGCGGGUGCGUGGCGACGAUCGUGGACGUGCUCACCACGGUGGCGCUGUUGACGUUGACCGACCGAGGGGGGGUGUCCACGGAUCUGUCGUGCUCGUACGUCGCGCCGGCGGUCUUGGGGGAGCGCGUCCGGGUGGAGUGUGAGGUGAUACGCGCUGGACGGACGCUGGCGUGGAUGGAGUGCGCUAUCAAAAGAAUCAGUGAUAACAGUGUCUUGGCGACCGGAAAACAUACGAAGUUUUUACCCGUAGGAGGCACGUCGAAGCUCUAG
Messenger RNA from Ostreococcus tauri, 462 nucleotides. RefSeq names its product Phenylacetic acid degradation-related domain. Bases 1 to 462 code for a protein of 153 amino acids. Lineage: Eukaryota; Viridiplantae; Chlorophyta; Mamiellophyceae; Mamiellales; Bathycoccaceae. Gene Ontology annotation, molecular function: fatty acyl-CoA hydrolase activity. The record is from RefSeq and is a predicted model, not a curated record. The transcript has a single exon.